Bombyx mori (domestic silkworm) is the source of this 1834-nucleotide messenger RNA. RefSeq lists its product as uncharacterized. The transcript has 4 exons. The coding region runs from base 561 to 1154 and encodes 197 amino acids. Lineage: Eukaryota; Metazoa; Arthropoda; Insecta; Lepidoptera; Bombycidae. The record is from RefSeq and is a predicted model, not a curated record.
GUCAGAUAUAAUGUGCAUUACAUUCAGUCUACACAAUUUCGAAUAAAUAAAUUCAGGUUAUUUUCAAUAUUCUUUAAGAUAGUUCCGAUAAUUCCUGAACAAAGCAAAUUGAAAACUGACUGGACUAUAAAUCGAUUAAGCUGUCAGUUUUUAAACAAAAAGUAAAAAAAAUUAUUGAAUUAUAAAAUGUACUUACAUACCUUUUUUUUUUUAAAUAAAAUACUUUUAUAGCGUAAAUAGCUUUUUCUUACAAUGCCUUUUUAUUCUGCACCAAAAUUAGCAAUUAUUGUUUGUAGAAUAGCGACGUGCAAUCUCAUAUAUAAACCUUGGCGAUGGUUGCAACACUCUCAGUACGACUCUAGUCGCUUUGCCGCUUGGAGCAGGCGCGUUUGACGUCGCCGGCCACACGGAGAGGGCGAGAGAGGUUCAAUUCGAAGCAGCUGAAGAGCCAAGCGUAUCAUAGACAUGUGGACCGAGUGAAUGCAGUGUAUAGUGACGUAAUAAGUGUACAAUCUCUUACGAAAACAGCAACGCAACGUGCUGGUGACAAAACGUAAACAAUGGAUACGAAAAGCUCGAUUCCGUCGACGCAUGAAUGGCAUAUUCCUCGCCCCUCUUUAUCGAGCAGUAGCGGAUCCGGUAGCAUCAACGAUUCACGAUCUCGUGGCGGCUCCGCCUCCAGCCAAGGCUCUUCUAGCAACCAUAGCACCCACAGCGUUUCGUCGGGUUCAUUGUUACUCAGCGCGGCUCACUUGGCACGCAUGAGUGGACGGAGCAGCAACACUGAGGAGCUGGGUCCGUAUCAUAGCAAGUUCGGCGGCUAUGAACGCAAGUACGCUCUUCCAGAAGCAGUGGUCGCGAUUCCCGAGGAGCCACACGAUCACAACGAAUCCAUUUGGAGUGGCGUGAAGACGGAAUGCUCGCGCGACCAAGACGCCACUUCUAUAGCUAGUUCAACUCACUUCACAGUUGUAAAUGGUUAUACGAAGCAAUGUCCGAACAAGGAGAACAAAUCCUGCUGUUGUAAUCACUCGCACCAGAUAACCGUCCUUGUGAUAACGAUGACUAUAUUGUUCUCUGCGUGUAUACUGGCAGCGAUAUGCUUUGUCGAAAUGCGAAUGCGCAAGGAGACCGGCAUGUACAAAUAUUCAUAAGUUUCAAAGAAGACCAGAACUUUGAAGUUUUUACCAGCUUAUUAGUUACUAUUUGGUCGUAGUUUAACAGCAAAUGUUUAGAUAAUUUUGAUACACGAUGUUUUAAAUUGAAAAAAAAAAUUUCGUUAUAUUGUGAACUAUAUUCUUUCAGAAUUUCAACAAGCUGUUUUGUUUUAUAUAAGCAACUACGUAUAUUUCAUGAAUUAGUGCAAUAAAAAUCCAGUUUACUGGAAUUUAGGUAAAUAAAAUUAGAAAAAGCCUAUUAUUUAUUGUAACUUAAAGUUUAGUUGUUUUUUUUUUCAUUAAUUUAAUCUUAGUCUAAACUUUGAUGUACACGGUAUUUUAUUAUUAGUGUAAAUUGUUAGAAGUUUAUUUUAUUCAUAUUGACGAUUAGUCUAAUUGUAUCUCAAAUUCAAGCUAUUUUAAUAUACCACAAUAGUUUUUAAGCAAUAAGUAAUUUUAGUAACGACACUGCAUUUGCAUCAAUGUUCUGAAAAAUAAAAUUUGCAUUUUUUCGUAAUUUUCAUGAAAAACUGCAACUUUGAUGUAAUUUUCGCCAGCGAAUGUAGUAAUUUUAUGUAAUAUUAAUUGAUAUUCAAGUGAACAACGAUUACAAUGAAACACGAAUUUGUUACAUAUUUUGAACUGUGAUAAUGAAACAAAAUAAACUAUUAUUCAAA